CUCAGCGACACAUAUUCCGUUUGUGACCGCGAAUGAAAAGCACGCCGAAAUACCCCCACCCUCCACCCAGCUCGACCCUAUUUAUUCUCCUCUCUAAUUUUGAAGAAGGAAAGGGAGGUUCUAAUGUUUCUUUGCAAAAAGAGUGCAAAAUGUGUCUGUGUAAAUUUAGUUUUUAUUAUUCUAAGGGAUGAUAAUAAUAAUUUGUGACACUAGCGUACGACAUUAGCUACGUUUGUUUUUCUUUUAACAUUUAUAAUUAUCGUUCCAUAUAGUGUGAAACUGAGAAAAAAUAUAAUUUAAUUUUACAGUAGUAAUGCAGUAUGUUUUUUGUUAGUGGUAAAACUAACAAAUCUAUAAUAACGGCGUUUUUGUUUGUUUUUUUAUUCGAAGACUUCAUUCUAAUUGUUUUUUUAAACAAUGCAAUAUAUUUCGGUUCAAUAUAAAUAUGGACGUGGCCAUUUAUAUACUGAAAGAGCUUCAGAUGCGUGGGUCUAAUGAGUGUCAAGAUGACGCUAAGAAAAAAAGCAGAAAGAAAAAAAAUACUUCUUUUCUUUUUCCUGUUUUACAUUUCAGGCUAAUCAGUGUCACCGGAGAAGAAAAAAGGAAAAUAAUAAAUCACUGCACACAUUGAUCAAACCCAGCACCCUCUGGCUCAGUAUAGGAGUUACAUUUUUCUGACUGAAUAGUCUUAUGGUACUCAUAUAGCAGCAUAUGUAUGUGUGUGUAUAUAUAUAUAUAUAACAUUUCUCACUAUCAGAUUAUGUGCCGAAAAUCCCUUCCAAAUUACUAAAUUAGUCUUCUGCUUUAGAAAAUAGCAGCCUGCGAUAGGAGUAGGACACACACACUGACCAAAGAGGGGACAUAAACUACCCAAUCACCAGAUAUACCAAUUGCAAAUAUACAACUCUCCAAUUACAUGGCCCAUAUUAUAUAGUAGGCUGAAUCUAAUACUAGCAUCACACACACUGCACCACACACAAGACGCGCGCACGUUCCCGGCUGUGAUUUACGCUCCACAAAUUCAUUUUAAUGCGGUCGGUAUUAUCUCCAAAGCGCCGGGAAACAUAUUUUAUUAUUCGGUUGCCUUCUCUCCCAACCCCAAGGGGAAAACGCGCAUACGUGUGAGAACUGCUGGUUUUUAUGGGUCCAACAACAGACGGAGGAAGACACACGGGGAGAGAAAAGAAUCAAUUUAACGCGCCGAGGAUUCCGGUGUGAUUGUGCAAUGUCACCGGGAACAGAAGGAAGAUUAGAAAGAGAGAUUAGAUACGAAUUAAAAAGGAAAGAAAGGAAGAGAGCGUGUUUGUGUGUGGUGGUGGGGGUGUAUUCGGUAGUUCCCAGACCUCCUCCUCUUCCUCUUCUUCUUCCUCUCCAACGAAAGGAAAAGAGCGAACGAAUGCCAGGCACAGACGCGUCCCAUUGGUCAGUUCGAGGUCAGCUGGUGUCUGCCCCCCAACCCCCCACCCGAUACCCCUUCUCGCCCCGUCCCGUGUUCUCCGAUCGCAUACACACGGAGAGGUUCUCUCUGUUGCCCCCCACCCUCCACACGCCCCUCCGUCCCACACUGGCACUCAGCCCACCUAAUACACCCCCCCUCCUCCCAAUCUGCGAUACACUAAGUGAUAGCGGCAGCCCGUCGGACUGUCGGCUAUAAAACACAACAAAUCAUAAAGUGCAGGCAGGGGAAGGCAGAGGAAGCAGGACGGGAGGGAGAACCGUUAGCUGCUAGCCGUUAGCCUCUGCCUACUCCUCCUCCUUCUCCUUCUUCAUCGAGUGAACGUUGUUAUUGUGUUUGUUUCGUCCCCUCCUGUCCUCCCCUCUCCUCUUCUCCUCUUUUCCGGCUUCUCCUCUUUUUCUUCUUUCUCCUGAUGAAUUCCUAUUUUGUCAACUCCUCUUUCCCGGUGACGCUACCGGGAACGGGUGGAAGCGGGCAGGCGGCGGCAGCAGAGUCGUUUUUGGGUCAGAUACCUCUCUACUCAUCGGGAUACGCCGCCGACCACCCGCUUAGGCACUACCCGGGGGCAGCAGCCGUUACCGCAGCCGUGGCAUACAGCACCGGCGGACCCGGCGCACACCAGGACAAACCGUACCCGGCAUCCACCUACUACCAGCAGGCGGCCAAUGGAGCAUAUACCGGACACCGGGCGACAGCAGCAGCGGCGGGGGUCGGUGUUGGGGGCGCGACCGGAACCGGUGCCUGCGACUACGCCACGGCAGCGGCGGCCGCGGCGGCCGCAGCUGCAGCCUCGAGUUUCUACAGGGAUAAGGAACACCCGUGCGCUCUGGAGGAGCAUCAGCUCGCGCUCAGUCAGGACGGCGUGCAGCGUAAAACAGAGUGCGUAGGGCUCAGUGCAAAGGGGCUUUUCGGAGAAACGAUGGAAGACAAACAGUCGGCGUCAGUGCCCAUUUAUCCAUGGAUGCAGCGGAUGAACGCCUGCAACGGGACCUUCAGUAGCCCCGGGAGACGCGGUCGGCAGACGUACACCCGCUACCAGACGCUCGAGCUGGAGAAGGAGUUUCACUUCAACCGGUACCUCACGCGGCGACGUCGGAUCGAGAUUGCGCACGCGCUGUGCCUCACGGAGCGACAGAUUAAAAUAUGGUUCCAGAACCGGAGGAUGAAGUGGAAGAAGGAGAACAAGCUGAUCAACUCCUCUUCUACAUCCUCUUCUUCUUCCUCUACGGCUAACGGUGCAGAUGAAGAGGAGAAACGGACUGAGUAAUACAGGACCAAAAAUAAACUAAUGUAAGACACGUAAAAGGAAGGGCAGAAUAAAAGAGAAGACAUGCUGAUUAAUCUCAUGCCUCCAAGUUUUUCAAGAGCACCCCCCCCCCCCCUGCGCAUUUUUUUCUCUCUCUGUUGUUUUUCUUUCUUUCUUUUUUUCCCUCACCUGAGCAGUGGUGAAACAACGGAAUGGGGGGAUUUAUUUUUAUCCCCUUUACAUCAACUCUUUCUGUGGGCUGUACUUGAGUGGUCUGAUAUUUGGUAAUAAUUUGUAAAACACUCUACAGCAAAGGUUAUGUAACUGUGGAAAGGGACAGAUACGAUAAAACCUGGGAGGGGAAAGGAACAUGGCGUUAAAUUAAAGAAUACAAUAGAUGAAUGAACACUUUUUUUAAAGGCCACCAACCUAAGGCCACAAGUAGUUUUAAAACACAAUUUAUCGCUGCAUUCCGCCUACCGAUUUUUUUACUGUACUUUUUUAUGGCUAUGCAUAUUUAAUUUAUUUUAUUUUAUUUGUUAUUCUUUCAAAGACAUCAUGUAAGGCACUUGUUUUAGGGUUUAUAACUUGUUUUGGGGGCUUUAGAACUUGACAUCCGGCUGUUUCCUUCCUGAUUUUGUUUCUUAUUAUUUGUAAAUGUGUGUAGCCUUUAAUACCUUUAAGUACAGGUGCAAGUAUGCUCUGCAUAUACACGAAGGGAGGAAAAACUAUUGGAGGUAUGUAUGUCUUAUGGUGUUCAUAUUUAAACUGUACAGAAAUAAGCAAGGGGAAAACGCCUUGUAUGGUGAAAAUAAUGUAACUACGAUUGCGGGGAAAUUUUCAAUAUCGGGAAACCUGUUGAAGCUUUGGGUGGGGUUGCGGUUGUUAACCUACUGAUGUUAUUCGCCAAACUACCUAAAACAUUCAGGAAAGUGUAUAUUUUAUCGAUUUUUACAUGUUUUGGUUAUGUGUUAUUGUCAAGUAAUCACAUAUACUACCUAUGACAAAUGUUCAAUAAAAUGUAACGGAAUUUAUGGAGAAAGGUUAUUUUUAUAACGGGGAUAGGGUGUGUUUGUGUGUGUGUCUUGGGGCAUGAAAUGAAUUUUCAUUCAUUCUAACAUUAAUUAACGCGCAGUAA
Molecule: messenger RNA, 3840 nt
Organism: Neolamprologus brichardi
Lineage: Eukaryota; Metazoa; Chordata; Actinopteri; Cichliformes; Cichlidae
Gene: hoxb6a
Product: homeobox B6a
Biological process (GO): anterior/posterior pattern specification; regulation of transcription by RNA polymerase II
Cellular component (GO): nucleus
Molecular function (GO): DNA-binding transcription factor activity, RNA polymerase II-specific; RNA polymerase II cis-regulatory region sequence-specific DNA binding
Source: RefSeq, a predicted model, not a curated record